Xylaria bambusicola is the source of this 1296-nucleotide messenger RNA. RefSeq lists its product as uncharacterized. The coding region runs from base 157 to 1170 and encodes 337 amino acids. The transcript is spliced from 4 exons. The record is from RefSeq and is a predicted model, not a curated record. NCBI's taxonomy places the organism in Eukaryota, Fungi, Ascomycota, Sordariomycetes, Xylariales, Xylariaceae.
ACAUGACGAUUUGGACGAAGACGUCGCUUAUUAUGAUGGCAAGUCCGUUCUGUGAAACGCAGUCUGUACAAGAGCAACUACGGUCAUGAAAUUGACCCCUAUGCUUGGCAAGGCAGAAAGACGCAAUAUCUGCAUAGCUGAUCUUUAUUCAUCAAGAUGACUUCGAAACCAGAGUGGGGUCUAAAAACAUCGGCCUUAAGCGUUGCUGAAGAAUACGCGGACAGAGUAAGGGGCAAAAACAUUAUCGUAACCGGGGUGGCGCCGCAAGGAGUGGGUGAAGGAACUGCACUUGCAUUUGCGUCACAACAGCCGGCGAACCUACUAUUGCUAUCUAGGACCAAAGAGAAAUUGGAAGCCAUAGCCGAUAUAAUUCAGACUACGUAUCCAGGAGUCAGUGUACGAACGAUCGUAGUAGAUCUGGCCUCCCAAACGUCCAUACGAAAAGCCGUUGAAGAGGUCAAAGACACUAUCUCCACGCUCGAUAUUCUUGUUAAUAAUGCCGGCGUCACCCGUCGACUUCGGCAUUGGACGGAAGAAGGAAUUGAGACGCAGUUUGGCGUGAACCACAUUGGAACGUUUCUGCUUACCAGCCUUCUUUUUCCGCUAUUAAAAGCCGCAGCGGAGAAGUCGCCCCCUGGAGCAACUCGGGUUAUUAACUUGUCUAGCCAUGGCCACAUGCUAUCCCCUAUCCGGUUUCACGAUUACAACAUGGAAAACAAGGAAAUUCCGCAGGAGGAGAAACCUGCUGCACGUAUGCCCCCGGCCUUCGCCAAGGCCUCUGACGAUGGAUAUUUGUCUACUAUAGCUUAUGCUCAGAGCAAGACUGCCAAUAUCUUGUUCACUCUAUAUCUACAGGAGCAUGCCAAAGCUUCUGGGAUUAUGUCAUAUGCACUUCACCCUGGAGGGGUCAUCAGUAGUCUCGGAAGAGAGCAUGACAAGGACGUCGCCGAGACAAUUGCAGCAACAUCCAAGUAUUGGAAGAAUAGCGACGAGGGGGCGUCGACAAGUCUCGUCGCUGCCUUGGACCCUGCGCUUGACGAAUGCCGUGGCCUAUAUUUGGCCGAUUGCCAGUUCUUUCAAUGCGCAGAGCACGCGAGAAGCCGCGACGCAGCACAGAAGCUGUGGGAAUUGAGCGAAAAGCUAAUGGGUGAUAAGUUUAUUGUUGAGUAGAGUACAGGGAGUAGACGCUUUGUGACUGUCGCUAAACUUCAAUAUGUACCUGGGGAUAGAUGGCUCUUUGUCAAACCUCGAAACGUUUUUUCCAUGCCGUUUGCAAAUGACCUUUGUGAUUGUGCG